This is a messenger RNA of Coregonus clupeaformis (lake whitefish), 1614 nucleotides long. Its product is annotated as ATP-dependent RNA helicase DDX39A. The record is from RefSeq and is a predicted model, not a curated record. Lineage: Eukaryota; Metazoa; Chordata; Actinopteri; Salmoniformes; Salmonidae. Bases 111 to 1394 code for a protein of 427 amino acids. Gene Ontology annotation, biological process: mRNA splicing, via spliceosome; mRNA export from nucleus. The transcript is spliced from 10 exons. Gene Ontology annotation, molecular function: RNA binding; RNA helicase activity; ATP binding.
UAUUUAGUGGAGGCGGAAGUUCCGGCUAGUCGUAUAAACUGAGGCCUCCUCCCCAUGUGGUUUGAGUAGCAUUUUUCGGAGGUUGAAUUGUAAUAUCACUGUAAGACAGAAUGGCUGAGAAUGACGUUGACAAUGAGCUGCUGGACUAUGAAGAGGAUGAGGAGCCUCAGGGAGCCCCAGAGACCGCUGCCCCAGCAGGCAAGAAGGAGGUGAAGGGCUCCUAUGUCUCCAUCCACAGCUCUGGCUUCAGAGACUUCCUGCUCAAACCAGAGCUGCUCCGUGCCAUCGUAGACUGUGGCUUUGAACAUCCAUCUGAAGUUCAACAUGAAUGCAUUCCUCAGGCCAUCCUGGGCAUGGACAUCCUGUGCCAGGCCAAGUCUGGUAUGGGCAAGACGGCAGUGUUCGUUCUUGCCACACUACAGCAGAUCGAGCCCGUGGAUGGACAGGUGUCAGUUCUAGUAAUGUGCCACACACGAGAGCUGGCCUUCCAGAUCAGCAAAGAGUACGAGCGCUUCUCCAAGUACAUGCCCACAGUCAAGGCAGCCGUGUUCUUCGGAGGCCUGUCCAUCAAGAAGGACGAGGACGUGCUGAAGAAGAACUGCCCUCACAUCGUGGUGGGAACCCCUGGCCGAAUCCUGGCCCUCAUCCGCAACAAGACCCUCAACCUAAAGAACGUCAAGCACUUCGUCCUGGAUGAGUGUGACAAGAUGCUGGAGCAGUUGGACAUGAGGCGUGACGUACAGGACAUCUUCAGGCUCACACCCCAUGAGAAGCAGUGCAUGAUGUUCAGUGCCACCCUCAGCAAGGAGAUUCGACCUGUCUGCCGCAAGUUCAUGCAGGAUCCCAUGGAGGUGUUUGUAGAUGAUGAGACCAAGCUGACUCUGCAUGGUCUGCAGCAAUACUACUGCAAGCUGAAGGACAGCGAGAAGAACCGCAAGCUCUUUGACCUGCUUGAUGUGCUGGAGUUCAACCAGGUGGUGAUCUUUGUCAAGUCAGUGCAGCGCUGUGUGGCGCUAUCUCAGCUACUGGUGGAGCAGAACUUCCCUGCCAUUGCCAUCCACAGGGGCAUGGCUCAGGAGGAGAGGCUGUCCCGCUACCAGCAGUUCAAGGACUUCCAAAGGCGGAUCCUGGUGGCCACCAACCUGUUUGGCCGAGGGAUGGAUAUCGAGCGGGUCAAUAUUGUCUUCAAUUACGACAUGCCUGAGGACUCAGACACCUACUUACACAGGGUGGCCCGUGCUGGCCGGUUUGGAACCAAGGGUCUGGCCGUGACCUUUGUGUCAGACGAGACAGACGCCAAGACUUUGAAUGACGUGCAGGACCGCUUCGAGGUCAAUGUGGCCGAGCUGCCAGAAGAGAUCGACAUCUCCACUUACAUUGAGCAGUCCAGAUGAGUCCUCCAUCCCAGAAGAAAUGUCCCCUACCCCUGAAUCGGUGUCCUUGUUUGGAUGAAAAAACCCUCCUUGCUGUUUUAUUUUAAAGCUCUGUUCCUUGACUAUGUUCACCAAAUGUUUUUUAUUUUAAUGUAUCUCAUUGGGGGUUGUCCAGUUUUUUUUAUUGUCUUAUUGUGGUUUGCUUUUGGUCAAUGAAAUUAAAACUUUUUAUAAAACUCCA